Clonostachys rhizophaga is the source of this 1632-nucleotide messenger RNA. NCBI's taxonomy places the organism in Eukaryota, Fungi, Ascomycota, Sordariomycetes, Hypocreales, Bionectriaceae. The record is from the annotation of a GenBank genome assembly.
AUGGCGAUUGCAGCUCAGCUUUUUAGUCUCCCCAGCCUCACGCUCGCAGCGGCAGCAGAGUCAUUCCUAGCCAUCAGGCUGUUCCCUGACUAUUACGGCACUCAAAGUCACGUAGCCACCGUAGCGACAGUGCUGCUCAUCAACUAUGCCUUUGGACUCGUCUUCUGGACGCUGCUAUAUCCAAGACUGCUCAGUCCCCUUCGCCGUAUCCCGGGCCCGAAAGCAUACUUUAGUGCCGCUCAUCGCGCCCUCAUCAUCAAAGGCAGGCCCUCGGGUGAUCUCUUCUUAGACCUCGCGAAACAGUACCCCGAUCAAGACAUGAUAACACUCAACGUACUUCGAGACCAGAUAUGCAUCAUGAACCCUCGGCUACUAGCCGACCUUCUCGUUCAUAACUGCUACGACUUUGCGAAGCCGAAGAGAAUCAGCUCGUUCCUGCGACACAUUCUUGGAGAUGGACUUAUCAUCGUCGAGGGUGACCAGCACAAGUUCCUCCGCAAAAGUUCGACGCCUGCUUUCCAUUUUCGACAUAUCAAGGAGCUGUACCCUAUGAUGUGGGCUAGAGGGGAGGUACUGGCAAAGGCACUAAAUGAAGACAUUACUACCAACGGAUCGUCAGCCAUAGAGCUGAGCACCUGGGCGAGCAAGGUUACCCUCGACAUCAUUGGCAUUGCUGGCCUGGGCCAAAGGUUUGACGCUGUCGAGAAGAAGAAAGAUCCGCUUGCGGGGAUAUACGAAGCACUUCUUGAGCCUAGCCGGGAAAAGCUCGUCUUCUCCAUGUUGUCAUUGGCUCUGGGCCUUCCGUUUGUCCGACUGAUCCCAUGGAAGAUGAACGACCUCUUCAACUACUUGACUGGGUCAUUGAAUGACAUCUGUAGGCCAAUGAUUCAGGAGAAGAGGGUUGCUAUCACUGAGAAGGAGGAUGACCACUCUGAUAUUCUGUCACUUCUUAUCAAGUCGAAUAACUUCUCUGACGAGGCGUUGAAGGAUCAACUAUUGACUUUCCUUGCAGCAGGCCAUGAAACCACAGCUUCUGCACUCACGUGGGCAUGUUAUUUGCUCACGAAGAACCCUGAAAUCCAACAAAAGCUCAGAGAUGAAGUUACUGAGGCUUUGUCAGAGGAUAUCGGAAACAUUCCAGCAGUUGAUCUUGCCGGAAUCUUGGAGCAACUUCCUUACCUGAACGGAAUUAUGCAUGAGACACUACGGCUCUACCCGACAGUGCCAAUGACCAUGAGACAGGCUCUCCGUGAUACGCGCAUUGGCGACCAAUUCAUUCCCAAGGGCACCGAUAUCAUUGUCUCGAUCUGGUAUGUCAAUCGCUCACCAACGAUCUGGGGCCCGGAUGCUGCAGAAUUCCUCCCAGAACGUUGGAUCACGGACGGGAAGCCGAAUACGAAUGGAGGGGCGGCCAGCAACUACGAUUUCCUGACAUUCUUGCACGGGCCACGAAGUUGCAUUGGACAGGGCUUUGCGAAGGCUGAGAUGCGAUGCCUACUAGCUGUCAUGGUGAGAUCUUUCUCUUGGACGCUGGCGAUGGACGACGCAUUGGUGAUGCCCAGAGGUGUUAUUACUAUCAAGCCUGAGAACGGCAUGCAUCUCAAACUAACGCCUCUGGAGGUUAAAACGUGA